AUGACAGAUUGUGAGGGAUCGGAAAAAGCUUUGGCAAGAGAUGCAAAGGUUUCAACAUAUGAGAUUUAUGAUAUGCUUAACUGGAUGGAUGACAAGGAGCUUCACCCAGUCACCGAGCGAGGUCAUAAGUACUCUUGGACUAAUAAGGAGAAAGGGGAAAAGCGCACUUUAACCAAGAUAGAUCAUGCUAUAGGGAAUCUUCAUUGGAUGGACAAGUACAGUCAAGCGAGUGGAGGCUUGGAAGAUCAAAACUAUAGGACCUGGCUGGGGAUGCUUUGGUACAAGUUGAACAAUGUCAAAAUAGGCCUAAAAAGAUUGCACAGAAAGGAGUUCACAGGGAUCAAGGAAAAAAUUAAAAAUUGGGAAGAUAAACUUGAUAGUAUUCAAACUACAAUGCAAACCAAUCCCAUGACUAAAGACAUAAACCAACGAGAGAGAGAGGGAGAGAGAAGCUACAGUAAUCAAUUGUUGAGCAAGUGGCUCUAUACCGUAGGAGAGAUCCAUAACGAGAUCACCCAGUUCUACCAAAAACUUCAAGGUACAGUGCCUACUAAUCUUGUGAUGAUUGACAGGAACAUUAUGAGAGAGGGUCGCCAGAUUGAUGCCAGCAGCAUUCAGAUUCUUAUCCAGGAGGUGAGCGAGGGAGAGAUAAAAGAAGCGCUCUUUGGGAUGAAUGACAACAAAGCUCCAAGAGUCGAUGGGUUUAAUUCCAGCUUCUUCAAAAAGGCAUGGGAUAUCAUUAAGCAGGACCUUAUAAGUGCCAUAAAGGAGUUCUUUAAUAGUAAUAUUCUCUUCCCCCCUUACAACUACACUUCGGUUACGCUAAUCCCAAAAUCGAAUAAUACAAGUAAGGUGGGAGAAUUUAGAUCGAUUUCCUGUUGUACAGUUAUCUACAAGAUCAUCUCCAGAGUGCUAGUUAGGAGACUCCAAAAGAUGCCCAAGAUGUAUGAUCUAGAUGGAUCUGUGAAAAGCUUACGAUUCGAUCAGUUGGGUAUUUCUGUUCUCAAUUAUGAAAGAGAUGGGGUUUCCUCCGAAGUUCGUUGA
Messenger RNA from Amaranthus tricolor (Joseph's coat), 1044 nucleotides. RefSeq lists its product as uncharacterized. The transcript has 6 exons. NCBI's taxonomy places the organism in Eukaryota, Viridiplantae, Streptophyta, Magnoliopsida, Caryophyllales, Amaranthaceae. The record is from RefSeq and is a predicted model, not a curated record. Bases 1 to 1044 code for a protein of 347 amino acids.